AUGACUCACGAAACCCUCUUCGGCUCCUUCGUCGUCGAUUACUCCAUGAUCAACGCGAACAACACCCCCACGAUCGCACCUACAGUGGGCGAGAAUGUGACCGCCAUGUUCAACGAUGGCACCGACUUGAACAAUACGUUCUGGGUCAUCACCACUCCGACAUCGUUCUGGUGUACCUUCAGUGGAUUCCCGCGCGUUGCCGUGUACGGUGCAGUUGUGCAUUACACCGAUGAUGAGCCUGCGACCGCAACCUACAGCGUCGAUGGGAAGAUCGCGGCGAACCAGACUCUUGUUUCCUUCGACUGCUUUCCCCAUUUUCCUCUCUUUCUCGCAGAACUUCCCGACGCUAGUCGUCAACAUACCCUCUCGGUGGACGUCGACGCCCGGCCGGCCGCACCUUAUCUCCUCGACUACAUCCUUCUGUAUGACGCGCCGACAACGACGACCAACUCGACUGUUCGCUGUGGUGUAUCCACUCCCAGCCCCACGUCAACCACCACCAUCUCGGCCAUCACCAGCACUGUCACCCGUCUUGCGUCCUCCGGGACCCCCAUAGGUGCUCUGUCCGAGUCUAGUACUACGCAAUUCGUGAUCGCUAUGGAUGUCGCCUUUUUACUAUUGGGCUUUAUGAUCGGUUGUUUGCUUUACCUGAGCAUCAAACAAUCCUACAGCAGGAACCAUGAUUCCGAACCGCACAGAGCCGCCCCCAGGCGUGUCGGCAUUGAACCCUCUCCGCCUCCAUACACGAGGAUAUGCCCUCCCGAGGAACACAUGCUCCAACACUUUGACUCGGACCGUCUCAUCUCCCCCUCUCCUCGCAUCUUCAUCUACAGCGCAGCAAGCUCCACCACCUCCUUCGACACCACUGUCGCUGACGCGCUCUCCGGGCGCGUGGUCGGACACACGUCCAUCCCCACUCCGCCGUCCAGUGCACACGUCCCGGCGGAGGAGAGGGUGACCGAAUGCAAUCGGUCAUCCUUGCGCACGGACUCGUCCCUCAACCCCCAGCCUGUCCGCGACGGUGUGCGUGGCGGACUGUGGAGGGUCUCGACGUUCCGGUCCACCUCCGACACCAUCAGCACGGCGCUUCCAGAGACUCCUUCUGAGGAGCGGACCGGUCCGCUGAGGCAGUGUCACGUGUGCCAUCGCCAGGAGUCCGCGAAGCUCACAAUCGUCGUCGCCACACUCGGCCAGCCCUUCAACAUCGGGGCAGCGCAUACACACUUCGUUCUCACGAAAGAUACCCAGCCCUCUGUCGGCGGACAUAGCACCGAGGAUGGCGCGAUUUGUACCCCUGCACCCGAGCCGCCUGUGAGAGUUUACUUCGAGCAACGCGGGUACGACGUGGCCCCAGAUAUCCGGGACUCGGAGUCAGUUGUGAAGAGAGAGCGCUCCGAGGAGUCCGAUGCGGUCAACCGUCCGAGUCGGAGUCCGCGGCCCGAAGCCCACGUGAACGCCCAGCCGAAAAAGGAAACGAGCGCCCGAACCCCCGAGCCGCCAGUGGCCACUGUCGCCACCAACGUCGCCACUGACGACUGUCUGUGA
This is a messenger RNA of Epithele typhae, 1545 nucleotides long. RefSeq lists its product as uncharacterized. Bases 1 to 1545 code for a protein of 514 amino acids. The record is from RefSeq and is a predicted model, not a curated record. Lineage: Eukaryota; Fungi; Basidiomycota; Agaricomycetes; Polyporales; Epitheliaceae. The transcript is spliced from 6 exons.